UUGCGCUACGGUCGAGCCGGAGGAUGAGCACGGGCAGCGGCUGCACGGUGGCUCCCCUCCCUGGCAAAAGCGGUCGGGGGGAAAGCUGAACGGGGCCUGCUCAGUAUGCAGGCGAAGCUCUACCUUAUCGGCGCCUAAACGCGGGACCCACGGAGCGCAAAGAUGACUGAGGGCAGACUGUGCCAAGUGCAGCUGCUGGAUGACAGGAAGCUAGAGCUGCUGGUUCAGCCUAAGCUGCUGUCGUACGAACUCCUCGACUUGGUGUCCUCCCACUUCAACCUCAAAGAGAAGGAAUUUUUUGGACUCGCCUUUUUUGAUGACAACGGUCAGCGUAAGUGGUUGCAGAUGGACCGCAGAGUUCUCGAACAUGACUUUUCGAAGAAGCCGGGCCCCAUUGCCCUCAACUUCCUGGUCAGGUUUUAUGUAGAAAACAUAACGCAGCUUAAGGACAUCAUAACGGUGGAGUUAUUCUUCCUGAAUGCAAAAUCUGCUGUCUACAAUGGAAUUAUUGAAGUGGAGAGUGAAAACGUCUUCAAAUUAGCUGCAAAUGCUUUGCAGGAGGCUAAGGGAGACUACUCAAGUGAUGAAAACACUAGAGCUGACUUGAAGAAACUGCCAACUCUUCCCACCAAAGUACUCAAGGAACACCCAUCACUUGCAUACUGUGAGGAUCGAGUAAUUGAAUAUUAUAAACAGCUGAAAGGGGUCUCUCGAGGACAAGCUAUUGUGCAGUAUUUGACAUUAGUGGAAUCGUUGCCCACGUAUGGCGUGCACUAUUAUGAAGUAAAGGAUAAACAAGGGAUCCCAUGGUGGCUUGGAAUCAGCUACAAGGGCAUUGGCCAGUAUGACCUGCAGGAUAAGUUAAAACCUCGAAAGCUGUACCAGUGGAAGCAGCUGGAAAACUUGUACUUCCGAGAGAAAAAAUUUGCCGUAGAAGUUAAUGAUCCACACAGGAGAGCAGUAACCAAGCGCACUUUUGGGCAGACGGGCCUACUCAUCCACACGUGGUAUGCCAGCCAUUCUCUGAUCAAAACCAUUUGGGUUAUGGCUAUUAGCCAGCACCAGUUCUACUUAGACCGAAAGCAAAGCAAAGCUAAAUUAGGAACAGCAAGGAGUUUGGAGGAAAUUGCCAUGGAUCUGACAGUGCACGGAGGAGCAAAAGUAAACAGACUGGGAGACACAGGCCUGAAGAAUAACUUUAUAACAGCCAGCAAUGGGAGCUUGGUAUCUACAGGUUCAGCAGACUCUGAAAUGAGUGAGGAACAGAAGAAAGAGAAACUCUCUGAGCUGAGAAAAAAAGAGCAGGCAAUCCAAGAUAUUUUGGCCAAGAAGACAAAAGAACUGAAAAAAAUUUGCCUGAGAGAGGCGGAGCUUACUGGUAAGCUGCCGAAAGAGUAUCCCCUCUCUUCAGGUGAAAGACCGCCACAGGUCAGACGGCGAGUUGGCACUGCUUUCAAGUUAGAUGACCUAUUCCCGUACAAUGAGGAUCCUUUCCUGAGGAACCUGGAGAGCAGAUUUGCCCUGCAGCAAAAGAUUGUGGAGGCGGCUAAGAAACUCGCAAAUGAGCCAGAAUUGUGCAAAACCGUCAAGAAGAAGAGGAGAAGAAACUGUCUGGAUGCCAUGCAUAAGCUCCAGCAGAUAGAGGAUGAGAUGAACCAGUACAGAAUCAAGAAGGGAAAAAAGCCCACACAGCGGGCCUCAGUAAUCAUUGCAGAUGAACUCAUCCGCUCAGACUGUAGCUCCCUGUCUAGUCUCCCACUGGAUGAUGAUGACUCUGACGGCACCAGCCAGAGGCCACGGUCACGGUCGGUCCAAGGUUCCCCGCAGCUCAGUCCGAUGCGAUCGCUUGGGGCAGAAUAUGACUUGGAGAGACAGGAAUCUCCGAGAGAAAAUCACAAUAACAAAAACCACAGCAGAUUAGCUUUUGAGGGCCAGGAGGCUUCCCACUACUACCAGAAUCCAAGAGAGGUCUCCUCCACCCAAAGCAGUCCCUAUAAAACCCUUCCCAGACCUCCUAGAGAUCCACGCAGCAUGCCUCCCACCCCGGUUAUGACCCGCAAUGCCUACAGCAGCAGCCAGCUCAGGUCGGAGGGGUCUCCUCAAUGCUUCAGGCAUCGCAGCGGAAGUCUGGAGUCACAACCUCGACUAAGAAAAGACACAGACUCAGAGAAGCCAGUGUUUAUGUUGUCACAAGCCCACCGCAGCAACAGCACAGAGGUGUUAGAGGACUGCUCCUCCUACACAAGUCAGUCCAGUCUGGACUACUGCGGGGCUGCCAACUCCCACUACAGUACACUGGACUCCCGGACCUCAACCAUGCAUCGCCUCCACAGGAAGGUAGAAGUGUAUGGAAAUACCGGGAGCAUGCCCAACUUGGUCCAGCACCAUUCUGGUUGUAGUUAUUCAUGUGAGACCUCAGCACACUAUGCACCUAGUGCUUACUACGUCACCGACUACCCCUGCUCGGACAUGGAGCCUUACGCUAACGGUGCCUUCGUGUAUGAGAAUGAAGUUGAAGGCCACUAUAACGUCAACCCUUCCUACCAAAUGAAUGGCUAUCAUGGGCAUGACAGAUUCAGGCAUUAUAGCAGCGACCGGGCAGAUGGUCUUUCCCAGAAUCCCUAUGCGACAGUAAGGCCGCCGCGGAACAGAGAGGGGCCAAGAAAUGAGCUCUUGGCCAAGAACAUGCAGAAGGCCCUGGUGGCGGAGCAUCUGAGAGGCUGGUACCACCGGAGCAGGGGCCACAGGGAGGGAGGGAGGGGGAUGCUGGCUGGAUAUGACUUCGACAGUGGCUCUCAGCUGAGCCUGGGCUACCAGACCAUGCCAGCGGCCUUCAGCCACUCCAGCAGAACCACCUCCUUCUCCUCAGUCUCCUCAGUGGAGAGCGCAGGCAACUGGCGCAACCAGCUGGCAGUUGGUCUGACAGAGUAUGAUACACCCGUCACACCUCAGUACCCUCACCCUGGAGCUCCGUACAACCGCAGUCCCACACACAGCAGAUUUUCUCCAGAAAACAAAGUGUCUGACACAAUGCCUAAAAAUUCUGAGUCAGUUGAGGUGAUUGGCGCUGAGGCCUCUAGUACAGAUGAACCGUCAGACAACCGUUCUAGCACCUAAGGGUGAGACCAAACACAACGGGCUGCUUUGUGUUGUGUUACCAGUCAUCUCCAUUUUGACAUUCCAUCCUCAUUUGUGUGUUACUUCUUUAUAGAUUAUUUAAUUAAAUCAUCCACAUUUUCAUGCCAUGCUAGCGGCGCUCUGAGGCUGGACUUAAGCACAGCAGUGCUUUGAUGCUAACAUCAGCAUGCUAACCUGUUCACCAUCUUAGUUUAGUGUGUUAGCAUGCUAGGAUUUUCUUUGGGAAUGUUACUAGUUCUGCAGGUAAACAAAGAAUUUGACAAUUUUAAAUUUUAACUUGAUGAGGGCAAAAAUCAGAGUAUGACCAAAUUUAUUACAAUUCAACCCGAGGGAAACAAUGCCCGUGCAAAAUUUUAAUGGUAAUCCAUCCGGUGCUUGUCGAGACAGUUCACUAAAAGAUGAGAAUUUCACUCUCAUGGAGGUAGUGGACCAACUGCCAAGCUGACAUUGCCAUCCCUAAAGCUAUGCCGCUAGUGUGGCCAAAAAGUAGGAAGUUCCCAUUUAGUCCAUGAAGCUCAAAUCAUACUGUACACCCGCACAAAGUAAUGUGGACUUUUUGGUUUAUAGCACUUCUGUUUCCAUUCCUCAGUUUUAUCACAAGGUUCAGUCAUGUGAUCCUUCUUCUCAAACAGCCGAACUACAGUAGAUUUGACAUAUUCCUCCGUCACUUCCUGUACAGAUUUCACCUGGACGGAAGCUACAUGACCAUCCACUGAAGAGAACCAAACCAAACUUUGGCACAAACAAAGCCAUGGCCAGCAGCCCAUGAAGGCGAUGAAGUUAAAACACAGGCUGUACACAAACCUUUUGGCUGCCAUAACUCCAUCUUGGGAGAUGUUCUAUCCGUGGCAGAGUCUAGGUGUACGCUGUCCUCAUGUUUAAAUAACCUCUGAACACAGUGAUGACACUCUUGAAUGACUUUCCCAUGUGCCUUGGAUUGGAUGAAUUGUACAGGCAGAUGAGAAUGUGUCAAGAAACUUUAAGAUGUUGCACAACCGCAUUGGAUUCAAACCAUAUUGUGUAUUAAAGAUGAAAAAAGAGGCAACAUGUGUUUUUACCGAACCCAACUCCAUGUAUUUUAACAGGAAGUAUCUACUGCCUUAUACAAAACAGUAGGUUAUAGAAUAAAAUGAUUUUCACCACUUUCAUCUUAGUAAAAUAUGAUAAAAAAUAUUCAUAAAUAUAAAAUUGAAAACAAAGCUUGAAAUGUUCAGAAAUGUGACAUGACAAGAACUGAUUUGAUCAUCAUUAGAGCAGACUGUGUAUUUGAUGAAUUUCCAUUUCUUACUUUCUUUAAACUUUGAAUCAGAAUGUAUUAUGUUAAUAUUGUUUAUAGAACCAUUUGUCUUUGUUGGUGCCGUAUUGUGUUUUAAAAUGCAUGGUGAGAACAUUGAUCUUUUGAUAAGAACUUCUUUUUAUAUUAACAGAUGACCACUGCCGUGAGAAUCAUAUUCAUGUCUCAUUAUUUGUUUUCUCACAUAUUUGUACAGUCAUUGUGUAGUUAUAUGUUGUUAGAUGUUGUCAUAAAAUAUUUUCCACUGGGAACAAGGAUGUGAA
Xiphias gladius (swordfish) is the source of this 4695-nucleotide messenger RNA. It is a transcript of the gene frmd4bb, whose product is annotated as FERM domain containing 4Bb. Gene Ontology annotation, cellular component: cytoskeleton; adherens junction; bicellular tight junction. The transcript has 23 exons. The record is from RefSeq and is a predicted model, not a curated record. Gene Ontology annotation, biological process: establishment of epithelial cell polarity. Bases 163 to 3117 code for a protein of 984 amino acids. NCBI's taxonomy places the organism in Eukaryota, Metazoa, Chordata, Actinopteri, Istiophoriformes, Xiphiidae.